ACGGAAAUGAGCCGCAGGGCUGCACCUACACCUACUGGAGCCUCACCUUCGCCGCCCAAGAAGGUGCCUGCCCUGGCUAGCACAACCGCAACCAAUAAUGAGUUGAUGAGACUUUUUGAGUGUGAGGAAUGCUUUGACUUUGUGUUACCACCCAUUUUUCAGUGUCAGGGUGGCCAUCUUGUUUGUGGCAGUUGUCGCCCAAAGCUCACACGUUGUCCAGUCUGCCUGGGCCAGUUGGGAUCCUUUCGCAACUUGGCUCUGGAGAAAGUGGGCGAUUCCUUGCUAUUCCCUUGUAAAUACGCCUCUUCUGGAUGUGAGGAAACUCUGCGACACACUGCAAAAGCAGACCACGAAGACCUCUGUAAGUUUAGGCCUUUUCCGUGCCCGUGCCCUGGUACUUCCUGUAAAUGGCAAGGCUCUCUGGAUACUGUAACGACCCAUCUGAUGCAUCACCAUGAGACCAUUAUAACCCUAGAGGGAAAAGAAGUCGUUUUCCUUGCUACACAAAUUAAUCUUCCUGGUGCUUUUGACUGGGUGAUGCUGCAGUCCUGUUUUGGCUUUCACUUCUUGUUGGUCUUGGAGAAACAGGAAAACUACGACGGUCACCAGCAGUUCUUUGCAAUCGCACAGCUGAUAGGAACACGCAAGCAAGCUGAAAAUUUUGCUUAUAGAUUUGAACUAAAUAGUGAUAGGCGGCGAUUGGCUUGGGAAGCGACUCCGAGAUCUAUUGAUGAGAAAAUUGCAACAGCCAUUGGGAAGAGCGACUGCCUAGUCUUUAACACCAGCACUGCACAGCUUUUUGCAGAAAAUGACAAUUUAGGCAUCAAUGUAACUAUUUUCAUGUGUUGA
This is a messenger RNA of Prionailurus viverrinus (fishing cat), 849 nucleotides long. Its product is annotated as E3 ubiquitin-protein ligase SIAH1-like. Gene Ontology annotation, molecular function: ubiquitin conjugating enzyme binding; ubiquitin protein ligase activity; zinc ion binding. Gene Ontology annotation, biological process: proteasome-mediated ubiquitin-dependent protein catabolic process; multicellular organism development. The transcript has a single exon. NCBI's taxonomy places the organism in Eukaryota, Metazoa, Chordata, Mammalia, Carnivora, Felidae. The record is from RefSeq and is a predicted model, not a curated record. Gene Ontology annotation, cellular component: cytoplasm. Bases 7 to 849 code for a protein of 280 amino acids.